CACUGUCAGAAGCAAGUGUUGUCAAAAACAUCGCUAUUUCGAUAAACAUCGAUACUGGAAUAUGUGAACGGCACCGACAGGCUACUAAUUUCCGAAACUAGCCGAACCGUCACUUUCACUUCUCUAUAAUAUAGAGGGAACUUUAUUAAUGCCCCGUAUUAAUGUAGGCGAUUCAUUUUUGCGCCGGAGGCGACGAGCACGAGCACGCGCCGCGACGCCCUCGUUUUUCCAGGCGCGUCCCCGCCGCAGAGUGAUCACAACUUUUCGGAAACGGCGUGUGAAUAAUCGACCGACCGUCCUUUCCGGUAACAACACUGAAAGCUCACCCAAAGUGAAGCAAGAGUCGGUCGAAGCUGGGCAGAGAUAACCACGUUAAAGUACGUUUAGUAGCAGAGAUACAGCAAGAGAUUUUUAGCGCCGGACAUCCCUUUAUCGUUCACUGAGACUUAAAGGCGCAGACCAGGGUCGCUCGGUGCUACGUGUGUGUGUAGUAGAUCAUGGCUGCUGUCGAGGAAAGAACUUUAAAAAAGAUGCUGAAGCAAUAUAGACACAGAGAUCUCGCCGUCAGAGAGAUAACAGACACCAUUUUAAAUUACAAAGACCUCAGACCUGUUAUGGAUGCGUACAACUUCCUCGACGGAUCGUCCAGAGACUUGAUGAGCCUCGCAGGAACCGUUCCGGUUUGUUACAGAGGGAGCGUUUAUAAUAUUCCCGUGUGCUUGUGGCUGCUGGAUACGUAUCCCUACAAUCCUCCCAUAUGUUUCGUGAAGCCCACCAGUAAGAUGAUCAUCAAAACUAGCAGACACGUCGACUCCAACGGCAAGAUCUACCUGCCAUACCUGCACGAGUGGACAUUUCCUCGGUCAGGUCUGUGCGGGUUCAUCCAGGUCAUGACUGGGGUGUUUGCCGAGGAGAUGCCCGUUUUCUCCACAUCCGCCACGCACCGUCCUUCCCUCCUCGCCAGACCUCCAAUCCGAGUUAAACAAGGGUUUCCAGGGAUAUCCAUGCAGACAGAGGAAACGCUGGAAACUGAAUCUGGCUCUCAGAAUACAGAAACACCCGAGAUGCAAGAUAUCCAACAAAUGACCGAGGACAUGCGAAUAAGCUGGAGGAACGAAUCCUCUACAAGACAUAGCACAAAAAUAAAGGAGCUUUUAAGAGAGCCUAACAUUAAAAUUGUAGACAGCCUUUACUUUUUUAAAGACGAGAAGUACAUGAUUGGCUUUGGAGGAGGCAGCACGCAGGUGUAUAUCGGAAUGAGAAAAGACGGUAUCGAGGUGGCCAUUAAGCUAAUAACCAAGAACCCAAGGAACAACAAAGACUUCGAAAAUGAGCUGAAGCUUUUGCAGGAUUUAAAGCUUGAAAGCAAGAAUAUCGUCAGGUAUAUGACCUUUGCAGAGGAUAAAGAUUUUUACUAUCUGGCAAACCAGCUUUGUGAAUAUGAUCUGGUGGGCUACAUGGAUUAUCUUCGUCAGCCGGAGCAAAAGGACAGAAAAGAGACCACUUUGAGGAGAAUAGUGAAGGAGAUGCUCCUUGGCCUUCAGGUUCUCCACCGCGCCGGAGUGGUCCACCGUGAUAUAAAGCCUAGAAAUGUUUUGAUAGACAAAGAAGAAAGGGCAAGGCUGGCAGACUUCGGCAUAAGUCGCAAACUGGAGGAGGGGAAAACCACAGUGUAUACUGACAGAGCCGGCACGCAAGGCUGGGAGGCAACGGAGAUCCUGGAGCAGUUCGAGCAGGGCAGUACCGAGCUCAAAACCCAUUACAAACGGAGCUCAGACAUUCAGGUAGCGGGGAUGCUGACGUAUUACAUCCUCUCGGACGGGAAACAUCCUUUUGGUAACGGCAUCUCACGUGAGGCCAACAUUUUAGAAGGGAAGCGCGUUUGUGAUGAUGUCAAAGACGGCACAGCAACGGAUCUCGUAGACUGGAUGAUCAACAAAAACCAAUCUGAGAGACCGAACGUCGACGAUGUCCUGAAUCACCCUCAUUUCUGGGACGAUAAACGGAUAAGAGAGGUUCUUCACUAUCUGGGUAAUAAAGAGGAAGUCCAGGAAUACAAGAACUACGGAUGCAAAGAAAAGCUUUUUGAGACUGUACAGAAAUACUCGGAGGGGAAAACAUUUUCUGACUGGAAGACGAAGGCUCCUAAGACAUGGACAAAAAUUGGAAAAAAUCUUCCCAAUGACUUGCUUGGCCUGUUACGGCAUUUGCGCAAUGCACUGGGACACCGGGAAAAAGAGUUCUACGAAGAGAAGAUGAUUGAUGAGUUCCCAGAUUUCCUCAUCAGUUUACACAGGCUGGCUUUGGAAAUGGGCUGGGAGUAUUAAAGACGCUGACAAAGCCUUUUUCUGUUCGUUUGUUUUCAUAAUUUCGCUUAUGUAUUUGUUGGAGGCCAAUAUUUAAUACAUUUCGCUUUUCAGCCUUUUGCUGCCUCGAAUGCUUUACGCUUAAUUUUGAACGUUGAUAUUUUCGACUUGUUUGCUUGUUUAUAUUCAGGGAAUCCGUGUUGUCGUACUACAUGUAAAAACAGUCGCACUCAAAAAGUGCAGCUUCUGUGAAAAUGUGCAACAUUUAUGUGUUAUAUAACUCUUUCCAGCAUUCCCAGCCACUGCCAUUUUUGAUGAUUUUCACCUGGAUCAUCUGAAUAUAUAUA
Messenger RNA from Puntigrus tetrazona (Sumatra barb), 2653 nucleotides. RefSeq names its product serine/threonine-protein kinase/endoribonuclease IRE1-like. Gene Ontology annotation, molecular function: protein serine/threonine kinase activity; RNA endonuclease activity; ATP binding. Lineage: Eukaryota; Metazoa; Chordata; Actinopteri; Cypriniformes; Cyprinidae. Gene Ontology annotation, biological process: IRE1-mediated unfolded protein response; intrinsic apoptotic signaling pathway in response to endoplasmic reticulum stress; protein phosphorylation. The coding region runs from base 498 to 2327 and encodes 609 amino acids. The record is from RefSeq and is a predicted model, not a curated record. Gene Ontology annotation, cellular component: IRE1-TRAF2-ASK1 complex. The transcript is spliced from 12 exons.